Messenger RNA from Naumovozyma dairenensis CBS 421, 321 nucleotides. RefSeq names its product Hsp10p (gene HSP10). Lineage: Eukaryota; Fungi; Ascomycota; Saccharomycetes; Saccharomycetales; Saccharomycetaceae. The record is from RefSeq and is a predicted model, not a curated record. Gene Ontology annotation, cellular component: mitochondrial matrix. The transcript has a single exon. The coding region runs from base 1 to 321 and encodes 106 amino acids. Gene Ontology annotation, molecular function: protein folding chaperone; metal ion binding; protein-folding chaperone binding.
AUGUCUACUCUGUUGAAAUCCGCAAAAUCUAUUGUCCCCUUAAUGGACCGUGUCUUGGUUCAAAGAAUCAAAGCUGAAGCCAAGACAGCAUCUGGUAUCCUGUUACCAGAGAAGAACGUCGCUAAAUUGAAUCAAGCUCAAGUCUUAGCUGUCGGUCCUGGCUUUACUGAUGCCAAUGGUAACAAAGUAUUACCACAAGUGAAAGUUGGUGAUCAAGUUUUGAUCCCACAAUUCGGUGGUUCCGCUAUAAAAUUGAAAGAUGAUGAAGAAGUCGUUUUAUUUAGAGAUUCUGAAAUCUUAGCAAAGAUUAAUGACGCAUAA